ACGUUACUGUUCCCACGGCAACAGCGCCCCCUGUUGUCCGUACGGGAACCUGACCGGCCAACACCACCUAAUCGGUUUGAAGAUGGCGGAGGGUGAAUUGAACGUGGACAGCCUCAUCUCUCGGCUCCUGGAAGUACGGGGAUGUCGCCCGGGGAAGAUCGUGCAGAUGACCGAGGCGGAGGUUCGGGGCCUCUGCAUUAAAUCCAGGGAGAUCUUCCUCAGCCAGCCCAUCCUGCUGGAGCUGGAGGCGCCCCUGAAGAUCUGUGGUGACAUCCACGGCCAAUACACAGAUCUCCUGCGGCUGUUUGAGUAUGGCGGUUUCCCUCCGGAGGCCAACUACCUUUUCCUGGGAGACUACGUGGACCGAGGGAAACAGUCCCUGGAAACCAUCUGCCUUCUGCUGGCCUACAAGAUCAAAUACCCAGAGAACUUUUUCCUGCUCAGGGGCAACCACGAGUGUGCCUCCAUCAACCGCAUCUACGGCUUCUACGAUGAGUGCAAGCGCAGGUUCAACAUAAAGUUGUGGAAGACCUUCACUGACUGCUUUAACUGCCUCCCCAUUGCUGCUAUCAUUGAUGAGAAGAUCUUCUGCUGCCAUGGAGGGCUUUCGCCUGAUUUGCAGUCGAUGGAGCAGAUUCGAAGGAUCAUGAGGCCGACGGACGUCCCUGAUACAGGCCUCCUGUGUGACCUUUUGUGGUCCGACCCAGAUAAGGAUGUACAAGGUUGGGGCGAGAACGACCGCGGGGUCUCCUUCACCUUCGGAGCAGAUGUGGUCAGCAAGUUCUUAAACCGCCACGACCUGGACCUCAUCUGCAGAGCCCACCAGGUUGUGGAGGAUGGCUAUGAGUUCUUUGCCAAACGCCAACUGGUCACACUUUUCUCUGCUCCAAACUACUGCGGGGAGUUUGACAACGCCGGCGGCAUGAUGAGCGUUGAUGAAUCCCUCAUGUGCUCCUUCCAGAUCCUGAAGCCUUCAGAGAAGAAGGCCAAGUACCAGUACGGUGGUGUGAAUUCCGGUCGGCCCGUCACCCCGCCCCGCACCACCCAAGCCCCCAAGAAGAGGUGAACGUGCAGCCUUGCCUUGCCCCCCCGCCCCCCCCUCUCCCCCUGUUCGAUCCUGUUCUGCGACCACGGCAACCCCUGUAACUCCCCUGUAUAGCGAAGAUACAGGGCUUAUCUAAUUGCCCAAAUCCUUUCUCCCCACUCGCCCACCGCAUCCCCAAUUCCACUGACAGCUCUUUUCUUAAUGUGUAUGUGUACAUAAAUUUGCCGUGACCAAUCUGUUUUACUGUUCUGCUUGUGUGUCGGUAUUUUUCUAAUAUCAUUAAUAGAUUCUCUUGUUUGUGGUUUUAAUUCCGAUGCCAUUGGGGGCUUUCUGAGGAUCUGUGUCGUCUUUGUGUAGAGGGGCAAAGUGACUGUUUUUCAGUUUAACAGAUUGAACGUUCUUUUGCCUUGACCUCUCAGAAAAGCAGAGAGAAUCCUUCCAAUUGAUUUGAAUGACACCGAGAUAUCCGUGCUAAAUCCAUUGACCCAAAUAAGAUUUCCUGUAUUUGGGUUUAACAGUUCAAACUCAUUACAGCGGUGGUUGUGCAGGGACACAUUUGAUGUAUUUACACCUGAAAAAAUUGCACCUCCCCAACGAGAAGCAAAGAAUGUGAAGAGGCCGGCUUGAAUGAAGUAUAGAGGAUAAUUCGGAUGCUGCUGGCAGUGGACUCUCCCGAAACCUCCCGAAACCAAACGCCCCGUGGCCAUUGAUUCCUCCGCUGCGUUGUGCCUCCCUGUGCCUCAACAUCACAAAAGCCUGCCGCCCCCCACACAGAGCCGGUAUUGACAUUUUCCAGGUUUAAUUCACCAUUAGUUCUCAGCAAGAUCAUUUCCCUCGGUAUUAUCCUCUGGAUAUAUGGUGUACUACAAGUCCUUGAAAAAUUGUCCAUUCCUAGUGUUUGUAUGAAGAAGGAUAGAAAUUAUCUUAACAGCACUGCUUCAAUUUUGUAGUGUUUAACGUAUCUAAGUAGGCCGUACAGUGUAAAGACAACCAAAUAUUAAAAUAAGUCUAGCUUGACAUAAUGCUCCACAGUAUUUGAAUUGUUUAGAGCAGUGUUUAUAGAGUACAUAAUGAAAAGUAAAACGAAUGCUAUCUUCCUGUCGCAUCACCCAAAUCCCUUCUGGGGAAUGAAAACUGUAGGAGUUGGAGGAGCGUGGGUGGCCGGACGGACAAAGAUAGUUAUGCUAUGUGAUGCGAUGCCACCUGGUGUGUAAAUACAGUAGUACAGUACAAAUCAGAUGGGAGUUUCAAACCGCUCACAAUGUGGCUUUUCAUUGCUUCGUCGGUGCAACAUGUUGUCAUUCACCGCAGGGAGGUAUCUACAGUCUAUUGCAAAUUAGAUGCAGUUUAACCUUUUUUUUUGCUCUUUGUGUUAUUCUUUCUGUUGUAUUUCUAUGUUCUUUAUUCACAUUGCUUACUUUUUACUCACUUAAUGUAUUUCCUAACACUGGUAAUAAGGAAACGAUGAGGUGUUACCAAAAGCUGUUUUGCAAUUUGUACAAGUUUGUUUGAAAGUCUGUAAAUUCAAUAAAAUGGAUGGAAACCGAAA
Molecule: messenger RNA, 2594 nt
Organism: Gasterosteus aculeatus aculeatus (three-spined stickleback)
Lineage: Eukaryota; Metazoa; Chordata; Actinopteri; Perciformes; Gasterosteidae
Product: serine/threonine-protein phosphatase PP1-beta catalytic subunit
Cellular component (GO): cytoplasm; nucleus
Molecular function (GO): protein serine/threonine phosphatase activity
Source: RefSeq, a predicted model, not a curated record